Molecule: messenger RNA, 651 nt
Organism: Arabidopsis lyrata subsp. lyrata
Lineage: Eukaryota; Viridiplantae; Streptophyta; Magnoliopsida; Brassicales; Brassicaceae
Source: RefSeq, a predicted model, not a curated record
UGGCUCAAUCACUAACGUCUCUUCUCUGUCUCACUUCUUCAUCGCAUCUUUCUUUCAUUCGCAAACACAAGCAAGAAACCGCCAAAUUUUAACCGGAGUAACCGUUAAAAACCAUAUUUUAUUCAUGCCAGAGAAUCACCGGAGCACGGUGGAUGAGGAAAACGAGCAAGAGCCAGCCUUUGUCCGAGAGACAGGACAUGGCUAUGGUCUCUACGGUCAUCUUGAGAUUCACAACAACGACGAAAACGAUAACAGUGACAACGAUCAAUUUUACUACAGAAGCGACGCUUAUGGAAAUCGCGAUGGUAGAUUUAAGUAAAGAGAUUGAUAUUUGUUUGUUUUAGAUUUAAUUAUGUUUCAUUUUGUUAGAAAUUUUCUUUUUCAUUCGGACGAGUAACCAUAAAGUUAUGUAGUAACCAUAAAAUCUUGUCAAGGCUCUCGGAGUCGGAGCGUAACCGCAAAAAAGUUUCCUUUGUUACCGCUGGUUCUAUUCGUUCUGACCUUGUGUUUCCAUCACCCGUAGCUUCUCAGAUCUCGAUUUCGGUCGUCGUCGUAUGAUUUUUUCUCACCGUUUUGUAGCUGUGUUCUUCCUCCGAUGUAACAUGUAGCGUUGCCCAAGUUGGGAAAGAUUAAUAUAAUUUUAAUUUAAAA